UCCAGCGUCGCUUGCAUUCUGUGCUCCGCCUGCUGCCGCCGAGUCGCUUCAUCCUUGUUUUUAUUUCUUCUGCGCCAUGAACGGGCAACUCAACGGCUUCCAUGAGGUGUUCAUCGAGGAGGGCACCUUUCUUUUCACCUCUGAGUCCGUGGGCGAGGGGCACCCAGAUAAAAUCUGUGACCAGAUCAGCGACGCUGUCCUGGAUGCCCACCUCAAGCAGGACCCUGAUGCCAAGGUGGCAUGCGAGACGGUGGCCAAGACAGGGAUGAUCCUGCUGGCAGGAGAGAUCACUUCCAGGGCUGCUGUUGACUACCAGAAGGUGGUGAGGGACACUAUCAAGCACAUCGGUUACGAUGACUCCUCCAAAGGCUUUGACUACAAGACCUGCAACGUGCUGGUGGCCCUGGAGCAGCAGUCCCCUGACAUCGCCCAGGGUGUCCACCUGGAUCGCAGCGAGGAGGACAUUGGUGCUGGGGACCAGGGCUUGAUGUUUGGUUAUGCCACAGACGAGACCGAGGAGUGCAUGCCCCUGACCAUCGUCCUGGCACACAAGCUCAAUGCCAAGCUGGCCGAGCUGCGCCGCAAUGGCACCCUGCCCUGGCUGCGCCCCGACUCCAAGACCCAGGUGACGGUGCAGUACAUGCAGGACCGCGGCGCCGUCAUCCCCAUCCGCGUGCACACCAUCGUCAUCUCGGUGCAGCACGACGAGGAGGUCUGCCUGGACGAGAUGAGAGACGCCCUGAAGGAGAAGGUCAUCAAGGCAGUGGUGCCAGCCAAGUACCUGGACGAGGACACCAUCUACCACCUGCAGCCCAGCGGCCGCUUCGUCAUCGGCGGCCCCCAGGGGGACGCAGGCCUGACCGGGCGCAAGAUCAUUGUGGACACCUAUGGGGGCUGGGGGGCGCACGGGGGCGGAGCCUUCUCGGGCAAGGACUACACCAAGGUGGAUCGCUCGGCCGCCUACGCCGCGCGCUGGGUCGCCAAGUCCCUCAUCAAGGCCGGGCUGUGCCGCAGGGUGCUCGUGCAGGUCUCCUACGCUAUUGGUGUCUCCCACCCCCUGUCCAUCUCCAUCUUCCACUACGGCACCUCCCAGAAGAGCGAGAGGGAGCUGCUGGAGAUCGUCAAGAAGAACUUCGACCUGCGCCCGGGGGUCAUCGUCAGGGAUCUGGAUCUGAAGAAACCCCUUUAUCAGAGGACUGCAGCUUAUGGCCACUUUGGCAGGGACAGCUUCCCAUGGGAAGUGCCCAAAAAACUAAAAUAUUAAGGAAAGAAAACCCCUUACC
Molecule: messenger RNA, 1283 nt
Organism: Dryobates pubescens (Downy woodpecker)
Lineage: Eukaryota; Metazoa; Chordata; Aves; Piciformes; Picidae
Gene: MAT2A
Product: methionine adenosyltransferase 2A
Exons: 9
Coding region: 77-1264 (395 amino acids)
Biological process (GO): S-adenosylmethionine biosynthetic process
Cellular component (GO): cytosol; methionine adenosyltransferase complex
Molecular function (GO): methionine adenosyltransferase activity; ATP binding
Source: RefSeq, a predicted model, not a curated record